Cercospora beticola is the source of this 696-nucleotide messenger RNA. Its product is annotated as YbhB/YbcL family Raf kinase inhibitor-like protein. Lineage: Eukaryota; Fungi; Ascomycota; Dothideomycetes; Mycosphaerellales; Mycosphaerellaceae. The record is from RefSeq and is a predicted model, not a curated record.
AUGUUGGUCUCUCUGCUCGCUCUCGUGGCUACCGUCAGCGCUGUCGCUCUCCCCGAGCCAGCUGCUCUCGAAGAACGUCAAACAUGCCGAAUCGCUACUUCGGCUGAACUGUCCGCUGCCAGAGCAGCCUUUCUACGAGAAGGAAUUAUUCCUCCAACUCCAGCUCAAUUCGACCCAGCAGAGGCGCAAUUGAUUCCAGAGUUCAACCCUGUCUCUGCUUUGGCGGUGUCUUAUGGCAACAAGGCCGUCAACUUCGGCAACAACUUCUCCACUGUUGAAACUAUCCCCAGCCCAAACUUCAGCUUCACAAGAGAACCCAAUUUCGACCCCGCCACAACAAAAUACACCCUCAUCAUGGCCGACCCAGACGCACCCAACUCCGAAACCCCAAUCCUGGCUCCCUUUCUCCAUCUCAUCGUCUCCGACGUCCAACCCGACUUCAUUCCAACUCAGCGCCGCAAGAUCGUAGCACCCUACAUGUUCCCAACUCCACUCUCCGUCGCACCUCACCACUAUACUUUCCUUAUCUACCGCCAACCACCGAACUAUGUCCCACCAGCUCAGCUCCAGAACCUGCCGGGUCUGAGAGCCCGCUUCCCACUGGUUGAUUAUGUUCGCAACAAUGGAUUGAUCGGACCUAUCGCGGGUAACUUUUACAACGAGGGACUGGGAAAUGUUUUGGACAUUGGUGUUUAG